Populus trichocarpa (black cottonwood) is the source of this 5774-nucleotide messenger RNA. RefSeq names its product sister chromatid cohesion protein PDS5 homolog A. NCBI's taxonomy places the organism in Eukaryota, Viridiplantae, Streptophyta, Magnoliopsida, Malpighiales, Salicaceae. Gene Ontology annotation, cellular component: nucleus; chromatin. Gene Ontology annotation, biological process: DNA repair; mitotic sister chromatid cohesion. The record is from RefSeq and is a predicted model, not a curated record. The coding region runs from base 268 to 5358 and encodes 1696 amino acids. The transcript is spliced from 33 exons.
GCGAAAUACUUAGAUUUGUUAAUAAGGUAGCAGAAAUUUAUGUGAUUUCACUUACAUUUCGAGUUCAUUUCGCCUUCUUGUCCGCAAAACACACACAAAAUCAAAACCCCCCAAAAUAGAAGAAAGCUUUAAACACACACAUAAAAAAGACGAGCCCUUUAACCCCAUCGACAUGUAAGUGAGAGAGAGAGAGAGAGCAGCAGUUUAGUUUUGUCUGAAAAAUUGAAUCUUGGAAAUUAAAAAAACCACCAAGCGUUUCUUUUUAGAAUGGGAGAGGAGAAGAAGCUCGAAGAGAAGUUAAAGGAGGUGGGAUCCAAGCUGGAAACACUUCCUUCUACUAAAGAUGGUGUUGUUAAACUUCUGAAGCAAGCUGCUACUUGUCUUUCUGAGAUGGAUCAGUCACCACCGGCUUCAGUGUCAGAGUCAAUGCAGCCUUUUCUUGAUGCAAUUGUAAAGCCAGAAUUGUUGAAGCAUCAAGAUAGGGAUGUUAAGCUUCUAGUUGCAACCUGUAUUUGUGAGAUAACCCGGAUCACUGCACCCGAAGCUCCUUACAGUGAUGAUGUUUUAAAGGAUAUAUUCCACUUGAUCGUAGGCACAUUUAGUGGGUUAAGUGAUACUGGUGGUCCAUCAUUUGGAAGGAGAGUUGUUAUUUUGGAGACUCUUGCCAAAUAUAGGUCUUGUGUUGUGAUGCUGGAUCUUGAAUGUAAUGAUCUGGUGAAUAAGAUGUUCAGUACAUUUUUUACUGUUGCCAGUGAUGAUCAUCAAGAAAGUGUAUUAUCAUCAAUGCAAACAAUAAUGGUUGUUCUCAUAGAAGAAAGCGAGGAUUUCAGAGAGGAUCUUCUACUUGUUAUCUUAUCUGUAUUAGGUCGUAACAGAAGUGAUAUCUCCAUGUCAGCAAGGAAACUUGCCAUGAAAGUUAUAGAGCUUUGUGCAGGAAAACUUGAAGCUGGCAUAAAGCAGUUCCUCAUAUCAUUAAUGUCAGGAGAUAGCAGGUUGGCAAAUAGUAAAAUCGACUACCAUGAAGUUAUAUAUGAUGUUUACCGUUGUGCUCCUCAGAUCCUAUCAGGAGUCGUUCCAUACCUCACAGGAGAGCUGCUGACCGAUCAGCUAGACACUCGUUUAAAAGCAGUGGGGUUGGUUGGGGAUCUAUUUUCUUUACCUGGCUCUGCCAUCACAGAAGCAUUUCAGCCAAUCUUUUCAGAGUUUUUGAAAAGAUUGAGUGAUAGAGUAGUUACCAUCCGGAUGUGUGUCCUUGAAUGUGUCAAAGGCUGUCUUUUGUCAAAUCCUUUUCGAGCAGAGGCAGCUCAAAUCAUCUCUGCCCUUUGUGACCGACUGUUGGACUAUGAUGAGAAUGUUCGAAAGCAGGUUGUUGAUGUAAUCUGUGAUGUAGCAUGCCAUGCCUUGAAUUCUGUCCCUGUCGAAACCAUAAGGCUAGUUGCAGAACGUCUUCGAGACAAAUCUCAACUUGUUAAAAGAUAUACUAUGGAGAGAAUGGCUGAGAUAUUCAGGGUUUAUUGUGUAAAGUCUUCUGAUGGCUCAAUCAAUCCUGGUGAAUAUGAUUGGAUUCCUGGAAGGAUUUUGAGAUGUUUGUAUGACAAAGAUUUCAGAUCAGAUACAAUUGAAUCUGUUCUUUGUGGCUCUCUGUUUCAGACUGAAUUUGCAGUAAAAGAUAGAUGUAAAUAUUGGGUAAGAAUCUUCUCUGUCAUAGACAAAGUUGAGGUGAAAGCUCUUGAAAAAAUACUGGAGCAGAAGCAAAGGUUACAGCAGGAGAUGCAGAGGUAUCUAUUACUGAGGCAGUCGCAUCAGGACAGAGAUACUCCUGAGAUCCAAAAAAAGGUUCUGUUCUGUUUUCGGAUCAUGUCUCGCUCCUUUGCAGAGCCUGCCAAGGCUGAGGAAAAUUUUCAUAUAGUUGAUCAAUUGAAAGAUGCCAAUAUUUGGAAGAUUUUAACAAAUCUACUCGAUCCAAGCACUACCUUCCAUCAAGCUUGCACUGGUCGGGAUGAUUUACUUAAAAUACUCGGCGAGAAACACCGACUCUAUGAUUUUUUGAGCAGUCUUUCGAUGAAGUGUUCUUAUUUACUUUUCAACAAGGAGCAUGUGAAAGAAAUUCUUUCGGACGUCAACACACAUAACUCUGCUGGAAAUAUGCAUUUUACUCGAUCUUGUAUGGAUUUACUGGUGAUUCUUGCUCGCUUCAGUCCAUUGCUGCUUGGUGGCUCAGGGGAAGAGCUAAUAAAUUUUCUGAAAGAUGACAACGAAAUAAUAAAAGAAGGUGCUUUGCAUGUUUUGGCAAAGGCUGGUGGUACAAUCCGAGAACAACUUGCGGAGUCAUCAAGUGCAAUUGACCUUAUAUUGGAGAGGCUUUGCUUAGAAGGUAGUCGAAGACAGGCCAAGUAUGCUGUGCAUGCCCUAGCAACAAUCACAAAGGAUGAUGGGCUCAAGUCCCUCUCUGUUUUAUACAAGAGACUCGUUGACAUGCUGGAGGAGAAGAGACAUUUGCCUGCUGUACUACAAUCUCUGGGAUGCAUAGCACAGGCUGCAAUGCCGGUUUUUGAAACUAGAGAAAAUGAAAUUGAAAAAUUCAUUAAGAACAAAAUUCUAGAAUGCAGUAGUAAAUCAGAAGAUAAUACAAAAGCUUGCUGGGACGACAAAAGUGAACUUUGUUUGUUGAAGAUAUAUGGAAUUAAGACAUUGGUCAACAGCUACUUGCCGGUUAAAGAUGUUCAACUUCGUCGUGGUAUUGACAGCCAUCUGGAAAUCCUUAGAAACAUACUUCUUUUUGGAGAAAUAUCGAAAGAUAUUGAAUCAAGUUCAGUUGAUAAGGCCCACUUGAGGCUUGCUUCUGCAAAGGCAGUUCUUCGUUUGUCGAAGCAUUGGGAUCAUAAGAUAUCUGUUGAUCUCUUGCAUUUAACCUUGAGGACACCAGAGAUUGCUUUCCCACAAGCUAGGAAAUUAUUCCUGAGUAAAGUUCACCAAUACAUCAAGGACCGGGUUCUGGAUCCAAAGUAUGCUUGUGCCUUCUUAUUUAAUAUGACAGGAUCCAAACCCCUUGAUUUUGAGGAGGAGAAUCAGAACCUUGCUGAUAUUAUUCAGAUGCUCCAACAAGCUAAAACUCGACACGUCCCUGUGCAAAGUGAUGCAAAUCCCUUGUCAGUUUAUCCUGAAUAUAUUCUCCCAUAUUUGGUCCAUGCUCUUGCUCAUCAAUCAUGUCCUAAUGUAGAUGAGUGCAAGGAUAUUAAAGCAUUUGAACCAAUAUACCGGCAACUGUACUUGAUCCUUUCCAUGCUGGUGCAUAAAGAUGAAGGUGUCAAGUUGGAAGCUGGUAUCAACAAGGAGAAGGAGAAGGAGAAAGAAAAUGAGAAGGAGAAGGACAAUGACAAAGACAAAGACAAAGACAAAGAGACCAACUCUCUCAUAGUUUCCAUCUUUCAGAGUAUAAAGUGCUCAGAAGAUGUAGUUGAUCGAGAGAAGUCAAAGAAUUCACAUGCUAUCUCUGAACUUGGGCUGUCAAUCAUCAAGCGCUUAGCUCCCAAGGAGGAUGAUUUACAAACCUUGCCUUCACCAGUUUCUUUGCCUCCACUGCUGUACAAAAUAUAUGAAUAUAAAGAAUGCGAAGAUGCUGUGGCAAAUGAAGGGAAAACAUGGUUGGCUGAAGAAAGUGUCUUGACCCACUUUGACUCGCUUAAGUUUGAAACUAAUGGAACUUCCUUUUUGUCACAUCAGGCUAGUUCAGAUAUUGCUGGGGAUGAGGUUCUAAAUGACAGUGAAAGAGAAGCUAAUGAAGUGACUCUUGGGAAAAUGAUAAAGCAAUUAAAAUCUCAGGGAAAUAAAGGUGGAAAAACAAAAAAGAACAAGUCUUCAGCAGCUAAAGUGAAAGAUGCUGAAAACGAUGUUGAUAUCUUGAAGAUGGUCCGGGAGAUCAAUUUGGAUAAUAUGGGGCUAUCUAAUAUGUUUGAGUCAAGCAAUGGGCACAAAGAUCUAAGUGGGAAGAUAAAGUCAGAAUCAGAGCAUCAAAAAGUGAAAAAAGGAAAUGUUAGUGAUAUGACACCUGUGCCGGUACCUAAACGUCGAAGAUCAUCAUCUGCUCAUAAUGCUUCUAGAUUUCCCCGAAGUCUUUUAAAGGAUCCUUCGAGAGCUUCAGAGGAUGAUUCAAGCCCUGAUUUGAAAGGAAAAAAGUCCAAGUCCAAGAGCGCUGGAUCUGAAUUGUUGGUAUCAGGCAUUCAAAAGAAGAAAAAUGUCUCAUCCAAACUUAAAGGCAAAAGCUCUGAGUUGGGUGACAAUGGCAAGGAAAAUGAAGUUGGAGAAUCUGACAAAGAUAACCUGAUGCCUGGUGUGCUAAUGGAGACUGAUAAGGUCAAUACAACUAAUAGCCCCCAGUCUUUGACUGGUUCUAUGAAGAAGCGGAGAAGAAGUGUAGCAGGGUUGGCCAAGUGCACAACGAAGAAAAGUGGCAUUAAUAUUGAGGAGAUUAUGGGUUACAGAAUAAAAGUUUGGUGGCCCAUGGAUAAGAAGUUUUAUGAAGGCACCAUCAAAUCUUAUGAUCCUUUGAAAAGGAAACAUGUGAUAUUAUAUGAUGAUGGAGAUAUAGAAGUACUCCGUUUAGAAAAAGAGCGGUGGGAGCUCGUUGACAAUGGGCCCAAGCGCACAAAGAAGUCAAAUUCAUUUAAGCGCACCCCUUCAAAGGACGUUUCACCUGCUCAGAAAAAUAGAACAUCCAGUAGUUUAAGUCAGAAUAAGAAGUCAGUGACAAUUGUUAAAAAGAAAAGAACGCCAUCAAAAAACUUAAAGCGUGUGCAUAAAGAGCCAAAGAACAAAGUUGAUUCUGAUGUAUCAAGCCCUGAACAUACCAUGGCAUCUGGAGGAGAUAAGCUGAAAUCAGAUGAUUCUGAAGGGGAUCAUGCUGAAAGGUUGUCCCAGGGCAUGAUGGAUGUCGAUGAAUCUGACAAGGAAGUGGUGUCAAUUUCCAAAGGUAAACACUUGGAAGACACAGAGGAAAGAUCAAAUCAUUCUGAGGAAUCUGAUGGAGAAGUGAAAUCCAAUUAUGAAGCAGAAGUUUCUGAAGAUAUGGAAAGCAUACCAGAAGAUGAUAAAAAAGGUGAUCCCAGAGAGGAAUCCCAUUCAGAAGAGAAAGACGUAGAUGAAUCAAGUGAAGCCUUGGGAGUGGAAGUCAAUGAAGACAAAUCAGAUUCUGAAGGGAAUCGAGAUGUAGAUGUCAGGAAACCUAGUAGAAAAUCAAAGAAGCUCCGUAAGAAAUCAUCAAAUCCUGUCAAUGAAGAGGAUGCUGAAAUCUCUGACGAUGAAACUCUUAGCAAUUGGAAGCAUAAAGUAGGGAAAUCAGCAUCAAGACGAGCAAGGUGAGCCAUUUAGGCUGUAGAUCAAUCUCCAGGAAAUUUGCAAAGCUUUAGUUUUCAUGCCCUCCGUUUAGUUGGUGUAGCUGGUGCAGAAUCAAAGAAGUUGAAAGCCAUUCAUCGAUGUAAACACACACUAAUAAAGUCUCAAGCGGUUGCCUUUGCACAGAUGAUUGUAAAGUAACCUAAGGCCUUCCCAAUGCUAAGGUAGGAAUGUUAGUGUUAGUUUCCAGGACGGUGGUAGAUGAUAGGUUGGUGUCUUUUGUUCACGGGUUGUAGUCCUAGUGCAUGUUUUCUAACCUCCUGGAUUGGUAAAUUGAUAGGUCACUUGUAUAGUUACAGUUGGGGAUACUGUUGUAUGUCAGAAGGAUAUUUAUUUUGAUUCUGGGAACCCAUGGAAUUAUAAAUUGACUGCAUAUCUUGUUA